CAGGCGCCUCGGGGCUGCGGCGCCACUUCCGUGGCCCAGCGCGCUCUGGUUCCGGGUCGGGCCGCCGCUGGCGGGGGCGAGGCGCUGCGGGGCCGCCGCUGCCAUGUCGGAUGCGGGACGCGCUCCCGGGCCCGGCUGCGGAGCCGCCUCUCGAACAAGAUCAGAUGCAGACUGCUGCUCAGCCACACAAAUGCUUUGCCAGACAAAGGAAGGGAUAUCAGGCGAGCCAGAGUGGGUUGCUGGAGACUUUGAAGACUGCUGAGGAACACACGAUUUGAAUCAUUUAAGCAUUAAAAUAGUAAUACCCAUGGAAGAGCCACAAGAUUUACCCGAACAACCAGUGAAAAAAGCCAAGAUGCAGGAAUCUAGAGAACAAAGCUUGAGCAGUCAUGUGAGCAACACAGAAGUCAGCGAUCAGAAACCUGAAUCUUCAAACCUUGGUUCAAACCUUUCCAUGUCAAGUGAGAUUAUGACAUGCACAGAUUAUAUCCCAAGGUCAUCAAAUGAUUAUACCUCACAAAUGUAUUCUACAAAGCCAUAUGCACAUAUUCUUUCUGUACCUGUAUCGGAAACAAUGAGCCCUUACCCUGGUCAGACUCAGUACCAAGCACUACAGCAAUCUCAGCCCUACACGAUCUACCCCCAGACCACCCAAACCUACGGACUACCUCCUUUCGGUGCACUGUGGCCAGGUAUGAAACCUGAAAGUGGUUUAAUUCAGACUCCAUCUACAAGUCAGCACAGUGUUCUUACCUGCACUACAGGGUUAACCACAAGCCAGCCCAGCCCAGCACAUUAUUCUUAUUCCAUUGAAGCAUCAACUACCAAUGCCAAUCCCGUGUCUACAUCUUCAACUGUUGUCAAUAUUUCUACAUCAGCCGUAGCCAGCAUCUCACAGGAAUAUCCUACAUACACAAUCCUUGGCCAAAGUCAGUACCAGACGUGUUACCCAAGUUCUGGCUUUGGGGCCAUAACACCAGCAGACAGCAGCGCGGAGAGUACUGCAUUAGCAACAACUACGUAUCCGACUGAAAAAACAAAUGCCAUGGUGCCUACACGGACGGUGCAGAGACAUUCCUCUGGAGAUGCAUCCACAAGUCCAUCAUUGUCAAGAGCAACAGCAAGUAAAGAGUUAGAUGAGCAGGCAAGAAAAAACAUCCCUGGGAAGAACAGAGGGAAGAGGAAAGCAGACGCCUCCUCCUCACAGGACAGUGAACUGGAGCGAGUGUUUCUCUGGGACCUGGAUGAGACCAUCAUAAUCUUCCAUUCACUUCUCACAGGGUCUUACGCUCAAAAAUAUGGCAAGGAUCCAACUCUAGUAAUUGGGUCUGGUCUGUCAAUGGAGGAGAUGAUUUUUGAAGUAGCUGAUACUCACCUGUUUUUCAAUGACUUAGAGGAGUGUGACCAGGUACACAUAGAAGAUGUGGCAUCUGAUGAUAAUGGCCAAGAUUUAAGCAACUACAAUUUCUCCACGGAUGGCUUCAGUGGCUCAGGAAGUAAUGCAAAUCACAGUUCAUCAGUUGGUGUCCAAGGUGGAGUGGACUGGAUGAGAAAACUAGCAUUCCGCUACCGCAGGGUACGAGAGAUAUACGAUAAAUACAAAACUAACAUUGGAGGCCUUCUUAGCCCACAGAAAAGGGAAGCUCUGCAACGACUGAGAACUGAUAUAGAAGUGUUAACAGAUUCCUGGCUGGAAACUGCAUUAAAGUCCCUGCUACUCAUACAGUCCAGAAAAAACUGUGUGAACAUCCUGAUCACAACCACCCAACUGGUGCCAGCUCUUGCCAAAGUUCUUCUAUAUGGAUUGGGCGAGGUGUUUCCCAUUGAAAAUAUUUAUAGUGCUACAAAAAUAGGCAAAGAAAGCUGUUUUGAGAGGAUUGUGUCACGAUUUGGAAAGAAAGUCACCUAUGUGGUAAUUGGAGAUGGGCGUGAUGAAGAGGUUGCAGCUAAGCAGCACAACAUGCCUUUCUGGAGGAUCACAAACCACGCAGACCUUGUGUCCCUUCACCAAGCCCUUGAGUUAGACUUCCUGUAAGACACUGGAGCAAAGGUGUGACUGCAGCAGCUCCUGCAAGCCCUCUCCAUCACUGGAGAGGCAGAAAUCUCAUACAUUUGGUGACUCAAUUUUCAGCUUGAUGAAGAAUAUACACCUAAUGCAAAUUGUACAGUAGAAUGUGACACCAGGUCAUUUCCUCAGGAGCAUAGGCCCUGCCAAGUACAAAAGUCUAGUGCUAUAAAGAAGCACUAGACUCAGCAGAGCUAGAGCUUGUCUGAAGAGACUCACAGAAGCCAGCUGAAUUCUUCUAGCAGGUACUCUCCAGAGUGAAGGGGUAAUACAGUGGAGAAGGCUCUAACAGAUACUUCUGCUUUUCUAUUCAGCUUAGUUAUAGAACCCAAGUAAACAUAAAAUCUUAUUUUUAUAGAAAAAUACUGACGGCAGAGCUGAAUCUCCCUUGUUUUGCAAAGCCGAAAAGAGCUAUUGUUUUUUUCCAUGGGAAAUACUAAUGAAAAUGUCAAUAUACCUCUACUGAUGUGAAAGUGUGUCCUCUCUCCUUUCCUGGGUGUUCAAAGUAGAUAAUUUAUUAUGAUAUCCUUACAUAAUUUCUUCAGUGUGGGAUUUCUGGAAAAUAAAAAGAUAAGGGAAUGUUUCUGGGGUUCCUCAUAAAGGACAGUGUUGCUGUUGGUUGAUCCCAUUGGCUUCUAGUCAAUGUGUUUACAUUGCACAUGGCUCCAAACACUGUUAACAAGUAGUAGGGUGUUGGAUUCCAGCAAUCCACAACCCAAACUGCAGAUCCCACAGAUUUUCCUUAUAUGGGAAAACGAAACUGCCUGUGAACAUUAGAUACAGCACGACAAUAUUGAAGAUAGUGCUGAGAAGUGAACAGAAACCUCAUUUGGACGAGGAAUAAUUUGAGAGAGAACUAAAUCCUCAUAAAUGUUACAAAGAAGGAUAUGGUAACUAAUCUUCACCUCUGCUUUUCUGACUCCAUUUGUGAGAGUAUGUUCCUUUUAGUAGAAUCAGAUUCAAUUUUAUUAUAUUCUUCUUUGCAUUAGCCUAACUCUACAUAGUUAGAAACAAAAUCCUUGUUAAGGGGGGACUUAAUUUUGUAAGACACUGUGACUUGCCAACCUGGGGCACACUGACCUUGGAAGUGAUGGUUACACUGAUACUUUUGCUACUAUCUCAUAAAAAAAGGCUGGAGUCAGUGACCUGUGGUACCACGAGCCAGAAAUAACCAGCUGAAGACUGGGUGCUAACACAGGGAGCUGGUUUUGUGCGAGAUCAGGCAGUGUUUGGUGGUGUCUGCCACCUGUCUGUACCCUGAUGGCACAAAAUCAGCAGGUGCCUAAAGUUUUUGUACAGAGGCCAGAUGUCUGGCUCAGCAGGGAAAGCAGAAGUGUGUAGUGGGGCUCAGCAAACACCGCAGUUGCACCCAAACUCUUCCAGAUCUCAUCUGCAGCCCAGCAUAAUUCAUCUGGGUCUGGCCUGAAAGACCCAACCUGUCAUGUUGGAAGGACACUGACCCACUCAGGCUGUGCCUACAGAAGCAGGUGAUAUUUGCUGCAUUCCUUUCAUGGCAUUAUUUACUGAGGAAUCAUUUCCAUCAGUGCUGGGGGAGUUCCUGUGUUGGCUCAGCCCAAGCACUGUGAUGUGGCCUGUGAGUGACAGGUUGGUGUCUGUCCCUGUGCUGGCUCUGGUCACCACUGCUGAAAUGGUGCUAGGGCAUUGGACCCCCAGAGCUGAGGGACUGAACAUGGAGGUUUCUGUUUCAGAUGUUCCUAGCUCCAGUUUUGGUUUUAAAAAUAUAUAAAAAUCAGAGCUUUUCUCACUUCAAGAUGGCCAGGAGUCGGGAGCCAUCUGUUUUCCAUCCAGCUCCUUGCUAGGUGUUGGCCUAGCACUUCAAUCUCAGGCUCUGGGUCUGCGUAUUUUCACAGGAAACCUCUGCUUCAGGAUUGUGCUGUGUGUGUAGCACCUGCUGCCUGUGAGCUCUUGUCCCAUCAGAAAACCUGAGGAGCCAAUUUCUGCUUUCAUGCUGUGGGUGCAUGCUGGUGUUUAGCAGCAGCAUGAGUGCUGUGCAGAGUGGGAGGGUGGAGAUGGCACAGGGCUGAGAGUUAGGUUCAUUUGAGGGCUCUGAAGACGACUUGUUACUGCAUCAGAAAGAGCAUAUCUGGGAGGAAGGGAGCCAUGUAGAGAAGCAGCUCCAUUGUUUCUGAAAUGUUCCUAGAUCAGGACAUCUCUAAGUUAUGGAAGAGUCCGUGCUGGUUCCUAAGUCUGUCUCUGCAGGUCCCCAGCCCAUCCAAAGGUCUUGUAAGCAGGCUUGGACCUGCCUGUGAACAUGUCUUGUACUCCAGCCAGCUGAACUUCGGGAUGGAAACACGUGCCUUAACCUCCCACUGCCUGGCAUGGGCAAGUGGCCUCUCUGCUUCACUAACGUCUAAAGUUGCUUGCAGGAGAGCCAUGUUGGUUCAUGCUAGGAGGUAGGAUGUGUUUUGCCCAGGCACUCAGUGAGUGCUGAAACCAAGGUAUCAAGCAGCCCAGAAGCUGGCAGGCUUUGCUUUGUGUUUGUUUACUUUUAAAAUGUUUUAAAGAAACUUUAAGAUGGCAGCAAAAUUUUAGCUGAGUGUGGACCUAUUGCAGCCAGUGACAUUUCAUACUGAUAUUUAUACGAUGUCUCCUUGAAUGUAUGUAAAGUACUUUUAUAAUAGGAGGUUGAUGGUACAUUUCUGUGUUUGUUUAAUAAUAAAGGUUGACCUGGCUAUUUUAUUUUUUUUCCCCCUCUGCUGGCUGAUGUUAAGACUUUGCCUCUCUCUCAUGUGGCAGCCAAGCACAUGAGAACCAAGCAUUGAUUUGCUUCUGUGUCUCUUUGCUCUCCUGUUAUUCCUGACCUGGCUGUAAGCUGAACUGCUGAUAAAUCCAAUUACGUGAAUGAAUGCCCGCUGGCCUGGGUGCACACAAGCAGCUGCUGGCCUCCUCCCUGCUUUUAACUGCAGAUGCAGUCUUAAAAAACAACCAUCUGAUCAUGGUGUGUGGUGCCUCCACAUGCUCUGGGGGAAAUGCCAGUGUUGGCCCUCAGCCUACAGUGGUGCAGAAAGCAGCAGGAGCCCCCUGAGCCUGCAGCAGCCUUUUCUGCGGUGACUUCCCAGCGUGGCGGAAGGAGGGGAGCCCCAGGGGCUGCUGGCUGCGCAGUCGUUGCCUGUUUGUGUUCUGUGUAACGGGAGCUGUCCUAUGAACUGGAAAAAAAAUAAAGUCUUUAUUUUCUUUAUUUUC
Messenger RNA from Anas platyrhynchos (mallard), 5269 nucleotides. The record is from RefSeq and is a predicted model, not a curated record. Lineage: Eukaryota; Metazoa; Chordata; Aves; Anseriformes; Anatidae.